Messenger RNA from Diaporthe batatas, 1183 nucleotides. RefSeq lists its product as uncharacterized. Gene Ontology annotation, molecular function: structural constituent of ribosome; rRNA binding. NCBI's taxonomy places the organism in Eukaryota, Fungi, Ascomycota, Sordariomycetes, Diaporthales, Diaporthaceae. Gene Ontology annotation, biological process: positive regulation of translational fidelity; translation. The transcript has 4 exons. The record is from RefSeq and is a predicted model, not a curated record. Gene Ontology annotation, cellular component: cytosolic small ribosomal subunit. The coding region runs from base 131 to 706 and encodes 191 amino acids.
CUGCAAGCUAGAUAAAUCAUUCAGUGGGUCCAGGUGCCUCCACCAAUUUCAACCCCAAAGUCCGCGAAUUUUCUUUCCCAUUGCACGACAGCUGCGUCGACACAUUCCGUAAUCCGCAACACCAGCAAUCAUGGCGCCGCUCUCCUACUCCAAGACGGCCAAGGUGCCCAGAAGACCCUUCGAAGCCGCUCGUCUCGACUCCGAGUUGAAGCUCGUCGGCGAGUAUGGUCUGAAGAACAAGCGUGAGGUCUGGCGUGUCCAGCUCACCCUGUCCAAGAUUCGUCGUGCUGCCCGUCAGCUGCUCACCCUCGACGAGAAGGACCCCAAGCGUCUCUUCGAAGGAAACGCCCUGAUUCGCCGUCUCGUGCGUGUCGGUGUGCUCGACGAGUCCCGCAUGAAGCUCGAUUACGUGCUCGCCCUCAAGGUCGAGGAUUUCCUUGAGCGUCGCCUCCAGACUUGUGUCUACAAGCUCGGCCUCGCCAAGUCCAUCCACCACGCUCGUGUCCUCAUCCGCCAGCGCCACAUCCGUGUCGGCAAGCAGAUCGUCAACGUGCCCUCUUUCAUCGUCCGUCUCGACUCCCAGAAGCACAUCGACUUCUCCCUGACCUCGCCCUUCGGUGGUGGCCGUCCCGGCCGUGUCCGCAGAAAGAAGGCCAAGGCCGCCGAGGGUGGCAGCGGCGAUGCUGAGGAGGAGGAGGAGGAGUAGAUUAUACCCACGCUCUCCUACUAAGGUCUCUUUCCGAUGGAAUGAAAAAAAAUGCAUUUGGGCUUGGGCAGCUAGGUUUGCUGGUCACGGAAACGGAAACGGAGUUUUGCGUCAUCGAUCAAGGCAUGCGAUGUGACGCCAUCAGGUCAAUGGAAUAAAUGAAUGACAAGACACGUUUCUUCCCACACAUCGUGACAGUAUUGUAUCACUGCUUUCCUGUGCACACACCAAUUCGUACGGGAGCCUCCAGUUGUCCCUGGCCUCAGCUCUUGCUUGGGCACUUGGUCGCUGCUCAACCUCCUACGCAAGAACCUUCACAAGUAUGGUCUAACCAUAAUGGACAAUCGCCCAUUGAGAUGUUUCUGUGACAUAGUACUACGGGGAAACCUGCGGGGCACGUCCGCCUCGCGUGGGAAGCAUGGUUGAAGGCCCUCGUGGAAUGACCUGGUGUAGCAUAAAUGGAAACAAAGUACUGAA